AUGUUUAUAUUAUGGUUUGCAUUGCUCGUAUUUGUAGCUCAAGACUGCUAUUCCCAAGAUGAUGAAGGACCAUAUCGUGGUAAAUUCAUAGGCAAGCUGAAUUCAUAUCAUCAUCAGGUGUCUGGUGAUGUGUAUGCUGUAGAUGAUUGGACAAUUCUACUCAUAAAUUUUAACUAUGAUGGUACUGGAGAAGAUACAUUCUUUUGGGCAGGAGACUCAGGCCGUCCUGGCCCACAAGGGUUUAUCAUACCUGAUCAGUAUGGCAAGACAAACAUCCUAGAGCGCUACAACAAUAUGGAUGUUCGAUUACGGUUGCCAGAGGGGAAACGUAUAUCGCGUAUUAAAUGGCUGGCCGUUUAUGACGUCAACACUCAGAAUGCAUUUGGUGAUGUUUACGUACCCGAUGACUUCGAGGCUCCUUCACCGCGUAACGUGGGAGCUAUGGCAGCUGCGCCUGGAGUAUCGAUCUCCAGUAAGCCCGUCCGUUUCCUCGAUGCAUGCACCUUCAUCAUUCCCGAAUUCCGAUACGACGGCAGCGGGGAAGAAGUGUACUUCUGGACUGGGGUCGGUCCGCAACCUUCUUCUAGAGGUACCAUCAUACCCAACGAAUACGGAUACCUGGAGCCACUCCGCGCGUACAAAGGCGAAGACGUCCAACUGGAGUUGCCGGGCGGACGCACAGUGUUCGAGGUGGACUGGGUCGCCGUGUGGGACGCGCGCGAGAAAACUGCGCUGGCCUCCGUGUUGCUGCCCGCCGCACUCAACGUACCGCCCGCCACGCUCGUCAUACACCCGCACCGAUCUAAACUGCCGCAUUGCAAACAACUACACAGAGAUUACCAAGUCUCAUGGGAGGUUUUUGGAAACCAAAUCACUAUACAACUCGCUGCACAGAUUGGCGAAAACGAGUACAUGGCUUUUGGGAUAUCUGGUAACGACACGCAUUCUCAGAUGCUAGGAGCGGACGUGGCGGUGGCUUAUUUCAACACCACGCUCCGACAGGGAGUCGUCGGCGAUUAUAAUAUUACUGCUCUUGCACCGUGCGUGCGAGUCCUUGGGCAGUGGGUUGGCGUGUGUCACGACGAACGCAACGGCGGCCUCAACAACCACCAGGUGUUCAGCGCCAGCAGGGAGGACGGGCUCACCCUGCUCACCUACCGGCGCAGUCUGCAGCCGGACGAGACAAUGGACCGUGCGUGGAAUACCGAAGGUCCGCAGUACAUCGUGUGGGCCAUCGGUUCUUUGGACCACGAGGGCGAACCCGCCUACCACAGACUCUAUCACCGCUCGGAUGUCAUGGUGAAACUGAUGGAGAAUCCUCCCGAGAAUGACUGCUUUGACUUUGUCAUCGGCGAGCGGGCGGGCGUGCGUGCGUGGGAGCGCGCCGAGCUGUUCGACCCGGCGCUGCGCGUGUUCCGCUGCGCCCUGGGCCCCGCGGCGGGCGCGCGUGGGCUGGCGGGCCGCGGGGCAGGGGGCGCGCCAGCGCUCGCCUGGUACGUGAACGGGCAGCUGGCGCCCGACCUGCAGCUGCGCCGCGGCCUCCACUACACCUUCCGCGUGUCUGGCGGCAACGAGCCGCACUCAGCCACUGAGUACCACCCGCUGGUGGUGACGACGGAGCCGCACGGAGGCAUCGAGCGCCUCGCGGACAUUGAGCAGCGCCGCGUGCGCGUUCUAGCCGGCGCGCGAGCCACGCGCCGCGGCCUCAGCCCCGACGCCGCCGGCCCGCUGUGCCUCGCCGAACGCCCGCCAGGUCAGUGCCCUCCCCCGCCCCGUGCCUCGCCACGCGCCGCGGCCUCAGCCCCGAUGCCGCCGUCCCGCUGUGCCUCGCCGACCGCCCGCCGGGUCAGUGCCCUCCCCCGCCCCGUGCCUCGCCACGCGCCGCGACCUCAUCCCCGACGCCACCGGCCCGCUGUGCCUCGCCGAACGCCUGCCAAGUCAGUGCCCUCCACCGCCCCGUGCCUCGCCACGUGCCGUGGCCUCAGCCCCGAUGCCGCCGUACCGCUGUGCCUCGCCGAACUCCCGCCAAGUCAGUGCCCUCCCCCACCCCGUGCCUCGCCACGUGCCGUGGCCUCAGCCCCGAUGCCGCCGGCCCGCUGUGCCUCGCCGAACGCCCGCCAAGUCAGUGCCCUCCCCCGCCCCGUGCCUCGCCACGCGCCGCGGCCUCAGCCCCGAUGCCGCCGUCCCGCUGUGCCUCGCCGAACGCCCGCCAGGUCAGUGCCCUCCCCCGCCCCGUGCCUCGCCACGCGCCGCGGCCUCAUCCCCGACGCCGCAGGCCCGCUGUGCCUCGCCGAACGCCCGCCAAGUCGGUGCCCUCCCCCGCCCCGCCCCGUGCCGUGGCCUCAGCCCCAACGCCGCCGGCGCGCUGUGCCUCGCCGAACGCCCGCCAGGUCAGUGCCCCUCCCCGCCCCCGCGCCGCGGCCUCAGCCCCGACGCCGCAGGCCCGCUGUGCCUCGCCGAACGCCCGCCAGGUCAGUGCCCUCCCCCGCCCCGUGCCUCGCCACGCGCCGUGGCCUCGACCCCAACGCCGCCGGCGCGCUGUGCCUCGCCGAACGCCCGCCAGCUCAGUGCCCUCCCCCGCCCCGUGCCUCGCCACGCGCCGCGGCCUCAGCCCCGACGCCGCAGGCCCGCUGUGCCUCGCCGAACGCCCGCCAGGUCUGUGCCCUCCCGCGCCCCGUGCCUCGCCACGCGCCGCAGCCUCGACCCCGACGCCGACGGCGCGCUGUGCCACGCCGAACUCCCGCCAGGUCAGUGCCCUCCCCCGCCCCGUGCCUCGCCACGCGCCGCGGCCUCAGCCCCGACGCCACCGGCCCGCUGUGCCUCGCCGAACGCCCGCCAAGUCAGUGCCCUCCCCCGCCCCGUGCCGUGGCCUCAGCCCCGAUGCCGCCGUCCCGCUGUGCCUCGCCGAACACCCGCCAAGUCAGUGCCCUCCCCCGCCCCGUGCCUUGCCACGUGCCGUGGCCUCAACCCCAACGCCGCCGGCGCGCUGUGCCUCGCCGAACGCCCGCCAGGUCAGUGCCCUCCCCCGCCCCGUGCCUCGCCACGCGCCGCGGCCUCAGCCCCGACGCCGCAGGCCCGCUGUGCCUCGCCGAACGCCCGCCAGAGGCGGACCCGCGGCUGGACGUGACGUUCGCGACGUUCCGCGCGUUCAACCGCUCGCUGCGCUGGCGCUGUGCGCCGGGCGCGCCCGCCGACCUGCGCGUGUCGCCCGACUCCUCCUGGCCCGACCGCGUCUAUUACCACUCUUUUACACACGCCGACAUGGGCGGACGCAUCUUCGUGGUGGACAAGCACCGCCGCAACAUCGCUCGCAGCACCGCGCACCGGGCGAGCCCGCAGGCCGCAGUACUCGCGCCAGUACUCGCACUCGCACUCGCUACAGUGACCUACACCAGCUGCCACUAG
Molecule: messenger RNA, 3405 nt
Organism: Parnassius apollo (apollo)
Lineage: Eukaryota; Metazoa; Arthropoda; Insecta; Lepidoptera; Papilionidae
Source: the annotation of a GenBank genome assembly